Molecule: messenger RNA, 936 nt
Organism: Rhizopus microsporus ATCC 52813
Lineage: Eukaryota; Fungi; Mucoromycota; Mucoromycetes; Mucorales; Rhizopodaceae
Exons: 5
Coding region: 1-936 (311 amino acids)
Biological process (GO): ubiquitin-dependent protein catabolic process
Cellular component (GO): cytoplasm
Molecular function (GO): ubiquitin binding; ubiquitin conjugating enzyme binding
Source: RefSeq, a predicted model, not a curated record
AUGUCUAACCAAGAAACUAACCCAAACCAGCAAGAACAGCCUGCAGGUCAAGUCUUGCAAGAGACGACUACUGACAACACACAACAACAACAACAACCUACUCCUGUAGAACUCAAAGGUCCAGUCAAGACACUGAAGGAUGCCUUUCCUGACCUGGAUGUCGAUGUCAUUGAAACUAUACUAGAUAGCCAAGGUGGAAAUCUCGACGCAACUUUUGAAAUUCUCUUGGGCAUGUCAGAUCCUUCUUACAAACCUGAGCCUAGCCAGGAACAAAUGAGACAAGACGAGGCGUAUGCUAGACAAUUAGCUCGAGAAGGAGAUGCCCAUUAUCCUCAAGACACGACGGCCAGAGCAAGCAGUCAAGGCCCAGCGUUUAACUUGCAAGAAGAGUUACCUGUCAUAAAGGAAAAAAUGAUAGAGGCUGGAACAGCUGCCAAGAAUAAAAUAGUUAAUUUUUAUAAUCAAUUUAUGGCUGGAUCGAAUAGUAGUAAUAACAACAAUCAACGAACUGCCAAAACGACACAUGGUAAUAACGAUUUACUGGAAACAAGAAUGGGUAGUUUGAGUCUUAUGGAUGAUCAACCUCAGCGUCCUUCUCCAAACAACAACAACAAUAGAGGUGGUUCAGUUGAUUUGUAUGAAUGGGAUGGACGAACAUCUCAUGCUGCUACUCAAAAGAACGUUACGUCAACACCAAACGAACAAUUAAUGUCAGAUGAAGAGUUUGCGAGAAGAAUAGCAAGGGAAGAAGCUGAAUUGGCAGCAGCAGCAGCGAAUAGACCUUCGAAUAAUGAAUUACCAAUUCAGACAAGUGAAGAGGAAAUAGCAUUCAAAGCGGUUGAUGCUAAGGAAGAUAGCCCGGCUGUUGGAUAUACUAUACAGAAUGAUGACCUUGAUGACCUCAUUAAUAAAAAAGGUACCUACACAAUAGAAUAA